Messenger RNA from Closterium sp. Naga37s-1, 1740 nucleotides. The record is from the annotation of a GenBank genome assembly. NCBI's taxonomy places the organism in Eukaryota, Viridiplantae, Streptophyta, Zygnematophyceae, Desmidiales, Closteriaceae.
AUGGCGGAAGCUGAGCAACAGCAACAUCAACAAGAGUUACAAGAAGAGCACAAAGAAGAGAGUGGCGAGAAGGACGCGGACGUCGUGAAGGGGCCAUGGAGUCCCGAGGAGGACGAGCUGCUCAUGGAGAUCAUCGCCAAGUACGGGCCGCGCAAUUGGUCGCUCAUCGCCCAGGGGCUCAAAGGGCGGUCCGGAAAGAGUUGUCGACUGCGGUGGUGCAAUCAACUGAAUCCCGAAGUCAAUAAAAACCCCUUCACGGACGAAGAAGACAGAAUAAUCGCCUUGGGACACGCCGAGCACGGCAACAAAUGGUCCGUUAUCGCGAAGAGCCUGCGCGGUCGCACGGACAACGCGAUUAAGAACCACUGGAACUCCACGUUGAAGCGGAAAUACCCCGCCAUUCUCGCGGAAAUCAUAAAAAAUAGGUCCGCACGCGUGAUCGACUCUCCUCGCGAUGCCCCAGUCAGCUCUCCCGGAAGCGACGGCCGUGUUUCCCCUUCCCCCUACUACGCCGGUGUCCCACUCUACGCUCCAAUGUACGCUCCCGGAGGCGGCGGCGGCGUGGGAGGCGGCGCGAACUUUUUCUCACACCGUGAGAGUCCGUCUCCGCUUUCGUCGGGUAGCGCGGGCUGCGGAAGCGCGGCGCACUCGCGGCGGAGCAGCAUGGACGGCUGCUCCGCAAGCUCCGCCAAGGCGGAAAACGUGCGCAUGCUCGCGGACGUCCUCCGCCGCCUCGCCACCGCAUCCAGCGGCGGCGGAGCCAGUUCCGCGUGCGCAUCUCCUCCGCCCGCAGCGGGCAUCGCCCCUCCUUCCGCCUCCGCUGUUUCAGCCGCGCGCCUAGCGUUUCCGCGCAGCGGAAGUCUCGACUCUCCCGUUCUUCGCCCAUCGCUGCGGGACCCCACUCCACUCGUUCCUUCCGCCAUGGGGGCAUGCGGGGGAACGUUCGGCGGCGGAUGGGGCGGCGGAGCGCCGGCGGUGGGGGAAUAUGACCUGGAGUAUCUUCAGGCCACGAAGCGGCUGCGCUUUGGCGGGGGGGACAUAGCAUGCGCGGAGCUCGGCGGAAUGUCUGGCGGCGGGUUGAGGGGAACCGCAGGGUUGGGCGGAAGCGGAUACAGCAGCGCCGCCGCCAACCUGGGGAAUUUUGGGGGGUCGCUUCUCGGAAACUCCCUGCUUGGGCGAACGUCAAGCGGAGGAGCCGGGGCACUCGGGGGAGGCGCACUCGGGGGAGGGGCGCUUGGGGGAGGCGCAUUCGGGGGAGGCGCAUUCGGGGGAGGCUUCUAUGGCGGGAGCGGCGAGAACUACCUUUCCGCGGGCUCUUUCUCCCCCCUUGGCGGAGGUACGGCGGGGAAUUCGGGUUACCGCGGUUCCCCCUCCCCCCAUGGCGUCAUGCGCUUCCCCUCCAGUGUGCGGAGCUCCAUGGGUGGAGGGGAUUCCCCCUCCUCCCUCGCUGCUGCUAUGGCUGCCGCUGCUGCAGCGGGAUUCGCUCCGCCCUUUGGUGGGGGAAGUUUCGCUGGGGGAAGCUCGAAUCCGCCGUUUUCCCCUGCGGGGAACGCUCAGCCUUUCCCCUCACCACACUCCGCCUCCCCCCUCAUGCCGCCUCCUGUUGCUUCCCCUCUGCCCCCCCCUCCGCUCUCCCCCCUGGCAGCAGCCGCCUUCCCCUCUCUCCACUUUCGCCUCACCUCUUCCCUCUUCUCCCACCCCCCUGCUCAUGGUGCUCCCGGAAACAUCAACAGCUGUUGA